AAGGCCUUCACCCAUGCAAGCAGACUGGAGCAGCCAAAAUGCUGCCCAAGGAUGAGAGGAAUCUAGAAAAGUUAACUCAGCAACAACAAACGACAUGGCCAUUACCACAGUAAGGCUUUGGAGUGAACCGCAACCUCCCUUACAAAGGAAAAAGGACCCAGUGUCCAGUUAAUUGCAAGGAAAUUUUGGAGUCAUUACAGCAGGUGUUUGUGGAUGCUUCGCAGUCACCCAGGGUCCAGGCAAGCCGACCGUGCAUGGGCAUCGGAGACCAUGGCUGUGCAGCUGGUGCCCGACUCUGCUCUCAGCCUGCUGAUGAUGACGGAGGGCCGUCGAUGUCAAGUACAUCUCCUUGAUGACAGGAAGCUGGAACUCCUAGUACAGCCCAAGCUCUUGGCCAAGGAGCUCCUGGACCUCGUGGCAUCGCAUUUCAACCUGAAGGAAAAGGAAUACUUCGGAAUAGCCUUCACGGAUGAGACGGGACACUUAAACUGGCUUCAACUAGAUCGAAGAGUGUUGGAACACGACUUCCCCAAAAAGUCAGGACCAGUGGUUUUAUACUUCUGUGUCAGGUUCUACAUAGAAAGCAUCUCAUACCUAAAGGAUAAUGCCACCAUUGAGCUUUUCUUCCUGAACGCUAAGUCCUGCAUCUACAAGGAGCUGAUCGAUGUCGACAGUGAAGUGGUGUUUGAAUUAGCCUCCUAUAUUUUACAGGAGGCAAAGGGGGAUUUUUCUAGCAAUGAGGUGGUGAGGAGUGACUUAAAGAAGCUUCCAGCUCUCCCCACGCAAGCCCUGAAGGAGCACCCCUCCCUGGCCUACUGUGAGGACCGAGUCAUCGAGCACUACAAGAAACUGAACGGCCAGACCAGAGGUCAAGCAAUUGUGAACUACAUGAGCAUCGUGGAGUCUCUCCCAACCUACGGGGUUCACUACUAUGCAGUGAAAGACAAGCAGGGGAUCCCGUGGUGGCUGGGGCUGAGCUACAAAGGAAUCUUCCAGUAUGACUACCACGAUAAAGUGAAGCCAAGGAAGAUCUUCCAAUGGAGGCAGCUGGAAAACCUGUAUUUCCGAGAAAAGAAGUUUUCCGUGGAAGUUCAUGACCCCCGCAGGGCUUCGGUGACCAGGAGGACGUUUGGACACAGUGGCAUCGCAGUGCAUACGUGGUACGCGUGCCCAGCAUUGAUCAAGUCCAUCUGGGCUAUGGCCAUCAGCCAACACCAGUUCUAUCUGGACAGAAAGCAGAGUAAGUCUAAAAUCCAUGCCGCACGCAGCCUGAGCGAGAUCGCCAUCGACCUCACCGAGACGGGCACGCUGAAGACCUCCAAGCUGGCCAACAUGGGGAGCAAGGGCAAGAUCAUCAGCGGCAGCAGCGGGAGCCUCCUGUCCUCAGGUUCUCAGGAAUCCGAUAGCUCUCAGUCAGCCAAGAAAGACAUGCUGGCCGCCUUGAAGUCCAGGCAGGAGGCUCUGGAAGAAACGCUCCGCCAGCGGCUGGAGGAACUGAAGAAACUCUGCCUUCGAGAAGCCGAGCUGACCGGCAAACUGCCCGUCGAAUACCCCUUGGACCCAGGGGAGGAGCCGCCCAUCGUUCGCAGAAGAAUCGGGACGGCCUUCAAGCUGGAUGAACAGAAAAUACUGCCCAAAGGAGAGGAGGCCGAGCUGGAACGCCUGGAACGGGAGUUUGCCAUCCAAUCCCAGAUUACAGAGGCCGCCCGCCGCCUGGCCAGUGACCCCAACGUCAGCAAAAAACUGAAGAAACAAAGGAAAACCUCGUAUCUGAACGCGCUGAGGAAGCUGCAGGAGAUGGAAAACGCCAUCAACGAGAGCCGCGUCAAGUCCGGGAAGAAGCCCACGCAGCGGGCCUCGCUCAUCAUCGCCGAUGGAAACAUUGCCAGCGAAGACAGCUCCCUCUCUGAUGCCCUCGUGCUAGAGGACGAAGACUCUCAGGUCACCAGCACACUGUCCCCCUUACAGUCUCCUCACAAGGGACUCCCUCCUCGACCACCGUCACACAACAGGCCCCCUCCUCCCCAGUCCCUGGAGGGACUGCGGCAGAUGCACUAUCACGGCAAUGACUAUGACAAGUCCCCCAUAAAGCCCAAAAUGUGGAGCGAGUCCUCUUUAGAUGAGCCUUACGAGAAGGUCAAGAAACGUUCCUCCCACGGCCAUUCCAGCACUCACAAGCGGUUCCCCAGCACCGGGAGCUGUGCGGAAGCAGGCGGCGGCAGCGGCUCCCUGCAGAACAGCCCCAUCCGCGGCCUCCCUCACUGGAACUCCCAGUCCAGCAUGCCGUCCACCCCAGACCUGCGGGUCCGGAGUCCCCACUAUGUCCAUUCCACGAGGUCGGUGGACCUCAGCCCCACGCGGCUGCACAGCCUCGCCCUGCACUUUAGGCACCGGAGCUCCAGCUUGGAGUCCCAGGGCAAGCUCCUGGGCUCGGAGAACGACACGGGGAGCCCCGACUUCUACACCCCGCGGACUCGUAGCAGCAACGGCUCCGACCCCAUGGACGACUGCGGCGACGCGGGCCGCCUGACGCCGUCGCGCUCACAGAUCCUGCGGACUCCGUCGCUGGGCCGCGAGGGUGCCCACGACAAGGGCGCGGGCCGCGCCGCCGUCUCGGACGAGCUGCGCCAGUGGUACCAGCGCUCGGCGGCCUCGCACAAGGAGCACAGCCGCCUGUCGCACACCAGCUCCACCUCCUCGGACAGCGGCUCCCAGUACAGCACCUCCUCCCAGAGCACCUUCGUGGCGCACAGCAGGGUCACCAGGAUGCCCCAGAUGUGCAAGGCCACGUCAGCUGCCUUACCUCAAAGCCAGAGAAGCUCAACACCGUCGAGUGAAAUCGGAGCGACACCUCCAAGCAGUCCCCACCACAUCCUGACCUGGCAGACUGGGAGCUACGCCGACAGCUGUUUCCUGGACUCCUCCCUCUACCCAGGACUAGCCGACGUCCAGUGGUGCGGGCAGGAGAAAGCCAAGCCCGGGACCCUCGUGUGAGCCAGCCGGCCUCGAUCUGACCGCCUCAACGCCAUUCCGAGAUCACCUCACUGCCUCUCAUUUGCCUUACCCAGACGCACUGUCACCCUGCACCAGCUUCGGCCCUCAGCACUUUCUUUCUCCUGUCUCCGCAUCCCCUUCACCCUCAAAACCCUGACUGAGGAGACAUUCUGGAAGGUUCCGGUCCCACUGUGUGUCCCCUGGCUCUCUCGCCCACCCACGGAGAGCCGGGCACCAAUCCUCGACGGCACCUCGGCGGCUCCCCCCUGCCGUGACGGCCCCCAGGCCAGGAACCAUCUGGGAAGGCUGCGGACGCCGACUCCUGUGGCCAGGUGGCCCUGGGAGAGAACAGGCCAGGGGACCCGAGUACAGGGUGGUCGGCCUGCACUCGGUGAAGAGGAGGCCUCGCUCGCGGCGGGAUAUAGGGACUCCGUGGACACCUGAAAUAUUUCCUGGGGGCGGGGGGGGAGAAUGAAAAAAGAAGCUUAACGUGUUAGAGAUGCAUCGAGGACCACAAUCAGUUCUAUGCUGCCAAAGAUUAUAAAAAAAAAAUUUAAAAAAAAAGGAGGGGCCAAGAGGAAGACCUUCUUUCUGCAGUGAAAUCUCGUCACUUCCCCACGGCUGCUCCUCACGAGUGAAAGUCCACCACGUGUCAGCUCCCCCCUCUCUAACCGGCCCACCCACGCGCGCUCAGGCCGGAGGAGCCGGGAGGACCAAGCCAGCUGCUGCCCCGGGUCCCCGGGUGUGUGGACGGGGAGGGCAGGCCCGGCCGGUGCAGGGGGGCGGCCCGUCCGAGCCCGCCCCACAAAGCUGCUUUUCUGUUGGGAUCUGUAGGCGAUGGAAGGUGGCGAUUGCCAAAAGCGCUUCUCUCAUUAAAACCACCAGUAAAAGUGUGUCCUGUUGUUUCGCA
Suricata suricatta (meerkat) is the source of this 3904-nucleotide messenger RNA. It is a transcript of the gene FRMD4A, whose product is annotated as FERM domain containing 4A. Gene Ontology annotation, cellular component: adherens junction; cytoskeleton; bicellular tight junction. The transcript has 27 exons. Gene Ontology annotation, biological process: establishment of epithelial cell polarity. Bases 214 to 2994 code for a protein of 926 amino acids. The record is from RefSeq and is a predicted model, not a curated record. Lineage: Eukaryota; Metazoa; Chordata; Mammalia; Carnivora; Herpestidae.